Messenger RNA from Sinocyclocheilus rhinocerous, 827 nucleotides. RefSeq lists its product as uncharacterized. The coding region runs from base 1 to 711 and encodes 236 amino acids. The record is from RefSeq and is a predicted model, not a curated record. NCBI's taxonomy places the organism in Eukaryota, Metazoa, Chordata, Actinopteri, Cypriniformes, Cyprinidae. The transcript is spliced from 4 exons.
AUGUCCCAAAUGAAUGUGGUUUCAUUCUGUUGGGUGGACAAACGUCUUGCUCCUGUUUACAACUGCAUGUGUGCGCUGAUGGGAGUGUUUGGUGUUGAGACCGAUGAGAUGUCAGCGAUGGAGGGAGAUUCCUUCACUCUCCGUACCGGUCUUACAGAAGUACAGAGAGAUGAUGAGAUCGAGUGGAGGUUUGGAUCGAGCAGAACUCGUUUAACCAGAAUAGCGGCGGGAAACAUUACUACAUACAAUGACGAGAAAUUUAGAGACAGACUGCAGCUCGAAAGACAGACUGGAGAUCUCCCCCUCACAAACAUCACUAAUGAACACAAUGGCGUUUAUCAACUGAGCAUCAUUAUCAGGAGUAAGAAGUCAACCAAGCGAUUCGCUGUCACUGUUUAUGCUCCUGUGUCUAUUCCUGUAAUCUUCAGUGAUACUUCACAAUCUUCUUCAUCGGCUGAAAGAUCAUCGAGGAUCUUCCUGUGUUCAGUGGUGAAUGUGAGUCAUGUGACUCUCUCCUGGUACAAAGGAAACAGUUUAUUGUCCAGCAUCAGUGUGUCUGAUCUCAGCAUCAGUCUCUCUCUACCUCUGGAGGUGGAAUAUCAGGAGAAAAACACCUACAGCUGUGGUGAACAAUCCUGUCAGCACCCAGACCAGACAUCUGGACAUCGAUCAACUCUGUCAAAUACAUUCAGACUGCGACCUUUGUUUUGACUCUCCUGAAGCUGUGAUCCGACUGGUCGUCUCUGCUUUGAUAAGUGUAGCUGCUGUGGCCGCUGUUGUUCUUCUGGUUAAUGACAUCAGAAGAUUUGGAAGAACACAGACAAUGA